UUGUGGUGCCUACCAAAGCCCAUAUUUGAGAGUAUUUGUUUGGUUUCUCGUUGAAUUUAGAUGCAUGAUUUGGUCAUUGCCAGUUUUGGCCCCAUUCCCCGACAUUAUUCCCCUUUUCUGACUUUCCUUCAUGCAGUUGCAGUAGCACCAUUUCCUUUUCUGUGAAUUUGCUAAUGAAAAUUGAAGGAGAUACACAUGCAGACAAGUAAGAGUCCCUGUUCCCACAAUAAGACUUGGUUCAAAAGGGUCUAAAUUUACGUCCACCACUACCAUUUAAGCUCACGUGAAGUGAAACCCUUUUCGGCUUACCUUCACAACACACCAAAACCAAGCUUCCCCCUCAUCAUCUCUUAUAAGAACCUUCACCAGGAACUGAUAAACCCCACUUUCUUUUUAUAUGCUAUUGUUCUUUUAAUUUGCCCCCUCUCUUUUCUUCGUCUAGCUUUUUAACUUCAUUAUCAUUUCUCUGCAAAAUGACCCUUCUUUCUUCCGAUCUAUUUCCUUCAUGUCAUGUCUUUAAGUCAUGUCUACCCUUUCUUUUUGUAGCCUUGUUGUUUCAGUUUCAAACUGGUUUCUCUGCUUUGAUAAUGAGCUUGAAGAACCAUCCUGGCCACCCUCAACAUCGAAGGCCAAUGUUCCAAACGAACCAAAGCACUUGUGCAUUGUUUGUAGGCACUUGGGUUCGUGAUGAUAGUUACCCAUUGUACCAAUAUUCCAACUGUCCAAUCAUAGAUGCAGAAUUCAACUGCCAACUGUAUGGAAGACCUGAUUCUGAUUACCUCAAAUAUCGAUGGCAGCCUCUCAAUUGUGUGCUUCCAAGGUUCGAUGGACUUGUGUUUCUAUCGAAAAUGAGAGGGAAAAACGUGAUGUUUGUUGGUGAUUCUCUGGGAAGGAAUCAAUGGGAGUCUUUGAUUUGUAUGAUUUCAGCUUCAACACCCAAAAUGCAGACUCAGAUUAUCAGAGGAGACCCUCUCUCCACCUUCAGGUUCCUUGAAUAUGGUUUAUCCAUAUCAUUUUACAGGGCUCCAUAUUUGGUGGACAUAGACGUGGUACAAGGGACUAGAAUUCUCAAGUUAGAGGGAAUAGAUGAAAAUGGAAACGCCUGGAGAAUGGCAGACGUGCUGGUAUUUAACACAGGCCAUUGGUGGACUCAUAAAGGAUCUCUCCAAGGGUGGGAUUUAAUUGAGUCAGGGGGAAAAUAUUACAAGGACAUGGAUCGUUUGGUUGCAAUGGAGAAAGGGUUGAGAACAUGGUCAAAUUGGGUGGACACCUAUGUCGACAGAACUAGAACCAGAGUCUUUUUCCAGUCUAUUUCCCCCACGCAUUACGAUCCGAGUGAAUGGGGUACCGGAGCAACUGCGACCGUAACGAAAAACUGUUACGGAGAAACAGCACCGAUGACCGGAACUACGUAUCCUGGCACAUACCCUGACCAGAUGAGAGUGGUGGACGAAGUCAUUAGAGAAAUGCACGUCCCUACAUAUUUGUUGGACAUAACAAUGCUGUCUGAGCUUAGGAAAGAUGGGCACCCUUCAAUCUACAGUGGUGACUUAAGCCCUACUCAGAGGGCUAACCCGGACCGCACAGCUGAUUGUAGCCAUUGGUGCCUCCCUGGAUUGCCUGAUACUUGGAAUCAACUCUUUUAUACCGUCUUGUUCUAUUAAGUUGUAUGUGCUUUUACUUCAUUCUAUAAUUAGUUACUAAUUUUGAUAGGUUUGCAGAGGGUGCAAAACUGCACUUUACUGUACUAAUAUUGUGUCUUAAUAAACGAUAUAAUCAUAUAGUUCUUUCAAGUCAAAUAUGAUAUUAUCUUCAAGAUUUAGACUGAUUCAA
Messenger RNA from Gossypium raimondii (Peruvian cotton), 1833 nucleotides. Its product is annotated as protein PMR5. Gene Ontology annotation, cellular component: Golgi apparatus. Bases 474 to 1664 code for a protein of 396 amino acids. Gene Ontology annotation, molecular function: O-acetyltransferase activity. NCBI's taxonomy places the organism in Eukaryota, Viridiplantae, Streptophyta, Magnoliopsida, Malvales, Malvaceae. The record is from RefSeq and is a predicted model, not a curated record. The transcript has 5 exons.